GCUAAAUCUCCGGGAAAUGACAUCGACCGGACGGAUAUAUACCGCUGGGUUAGCACCAACGUCUGCCAGAAGCUCUGACGUACAUCCGUUGCUCCUUGCUUCGUUCUUUUAUUUGGUGAUAUUGAUAAAAUCACUCGUUACUUGACACUUCUCAUUAUCAUUCAGUCAUUUCCUCCAUGGAAUCGCAGCAAAGUUGUAUAUCGCCAUUGGGGAUCAAUGAAUGGCCCUUCAAUACAAGAGUUCCAGAUCUUGACUCGCCCACCUCGACCUCAGCGAGUAUAGAUAGCCAGGACGGUCUAUGGCUGUCAUACGGCACUGCAAAAUAUGAUAAUAUCACCACAGGUUUCACGGACCUGAUUCCACCAGAAGCCAUUCCAUCACCACCAUUUACCCCUGUUAAUCCACUUUUGUGGCGCGGAGGGUAUGCACCUGUACCGACGCCAGGGCAGACUCACCCUCUUCCCAACCACCUUGGGAUCUAUACAACCACGAGCUACAUCUACAGCGAGAUUCCAACCCAUCCAAGACAGCCCCAACGUAUACUACAUACCGGAUCUUUCCAACCCCGCCCUCCGCUCUGGAAACAGCCCCUCAAACCAAACUUCAAGCUCGGCUCUCACCUACCCCGAAUCAAGCCGCUGGAAUACAAAUGCAAGCAACCCGGCUGCCACGGACGCUUUAAACGACAAGAACACGUAACGAGACACAUGAAGAGCCAUCUGAAUGAAAAGGCAUACGUGUGCUGGGUGCCAAGUUGCGGCCGGGCUUUCUCAAGAGGCGAUAAUCUCAGUGCCCAUUCCAAAACUCACAGCAAGCGCUCCGGUCGCAAUCGAUAUGUGUCGACCCUGGAUGAGACCAGCCCUGACUAUGAUCCGGGUUAUAGGGGGGAUUUAACGCCGGACGGGCGCCCUGUUUGUGCGUCUAUGUUGGAAGGGGUUGUUCCUGGGGAUGUACAAUUGGAUUAGGUGGGAAGCAUGGCUUAUACAAUGUAAUAUCUAAUAUCUAAGUUAGUAUACUAUUCUAUCGUGUCUGCUCCCCGGAUUACUCUUGCUCUUUCUGUAAACACCACUUAGUGUACAUACUGAUUUCUACAACUCGCACUCAUAUUUCUCAACGAUAUCCGCCAGACGCAGGCUGACCCA
Molecule: messenger RNA, 1142 nt
Organism: Aspergillus versicolor CBS 583.65
Lineage: Eukaryota; Fungi; Ascomycota; Eurotiomycetes; Eurotiales; Aspergillaceae
Exons: 3
Coding region: 177-965 (262 amino acids)
Biological process (GO): regulation of transcription by RNA polymerase II
Cellular component (GO): nucleus
Molecular function (GO): RNA polymerase II cis-regulatory region sequence-specific DNA binding; DNA-binding transcription factor activity, RNA polymerase II-specific
Source: RefSeq, a predicted model, not a curated record